This is a messenger RNA of Syngnathoides biaculeatus (alligator pipefish), 2874 nucleotides long. RefSeq names its product methenyltetrahydrofolate synthetase domain containing (gene mthfsd). The transcript has 8 exons. The record is from RefSeq and is a predicted model, not a curated record. The coding region runs from base 284 to 1696 and encodes 470 amino acids. Gene Ontology annotation, cellular component: cytoplasm. Lineage: Eukaryota; Metazoa; Chordata; Actinopteri; Syngnathiformes; Syngnathidae. Gene Ontology annotation, molecular function: RNA binding.
AGUACGCUCAACUAGUAUAAAACAAUGCUGUCUACAUUAUUGUCCGGGUUAUAAUUUAGCCACAAAUAAACUACUAACGACGUUUAAUCACAAUGCGAAGGCCGCUGAGCUUUUUCACUAUGGGGAGAAUUGUGCGCAAUUUGACCCUCCCGUGCCGCCGUACACAGCAUAAACAUUAUCACGCAGCUGUUGCUGUCGUUUUACGUUACUUGCGGAUCUCACGUGUAAGCGCUUACUUCGAAAGAUAUCGGCUAGAAAAUUAUUAUCUACAUCACAUAACAUCAUGGAGCCCCUCAUAAAAAUCAACCCAGGAGUAACAAAAUGGGACAUUCGUCAAAAGGUUUGGGACUACAUCGAAGAGAAUAAUCUGGCUAAUUUCCCAAGGCCCGUCCACAACAGAAUUCCAAAUUUCAAGGGGGCUUUCACCGCCUGCCCCAAGGUGUCUGAGCUGGAAGUGUUUACCCAGACAAAUGAGGUCAAGGUGGAUCCCGAUAAACCUCUUGAGGGGGCUCGACUUGCAGUGCUGCAGGCCCACAAAACUUUAUUGGUUCCAACUCCCCGUCUUCGUUCUGGGCUUUUUAACAAGAUAGUCCCCCCACAGGGAGCCAACAAAGAGCAGCUGCGCACAUGCUCCUCCUCCCAGGGCGUGAAAGACUUCAGCGUGCCAAUCGGCCUGGAUGCCAAAGUCAAGGUCGACCUCGUGGUUGUCGGCUCUGUGGCUGUGUCAGAGAAAGGUUUCCGGAUUGGAAAAGGGGAGGGCUUCGCUGACCUGGAGUACGCAAUGAUGGCCUCAAUGGGAGCUGUGGACGAGUCCACUGUGGUGGUCACUGUUGUCCAUGACUGUCAGGUGGUGGACAUUCCCGAAGAGCUCAUGGAAAAACAUGAUUUGACAGUGGACUACAUUCUCACACCGAGCAGAGUCAUUAAGACAAACUGCUUGUCUCCCAAGCCACAAGGAAUCAUCUGGACCAAGCUGGACACAGAAAAGCUGGAGAAGAUCCCCAUCCUGAAGAAGCUCCUGGCUCUGGAGGAGCAGGCAGGGAAGGACGUCACACUGGGGGCGGGGCCUCCCUCAGCCGGGCCCCCUUUGCAAACCGGUCCCCCGAAGAAGCAAAGCAGACGCAAGCCGAGGCAAAAAGCGAUCGGUCAGGAUUCCGAAGAGGAGGCCAAGGAGGAGAAAAGUAAGGAACCACAACCGAACGCCAGACAGCGUCCGGCUCGAGUGAGAAAAGAAAGUCGAGGAAGUGAGGGAGACGGCGCCGAAAGGAGGAAAAGGAAGGCGCAAAGUGGAAGGAAUAUCAAGGAGAAGAGUCCAGAAGAGACUGGAGGCCAAGUUGUGACCCAGAGCAAGAUCCCGCCCGGUGUGACCACAGUUUAUCUGGGGGGGAUCCCCACAGGCUUGCGCGUCAGCGAGCUGAAGACGUCCCUCCGAGAGAGGGAGGCGGCCCCGCUGCGGCUCACCUGGCAGGGAGCGCAGCACCGCGCCUUCUUGGACUACGGCAACCCGGAGGCUGCCGAGAAGGCCCUGGAGGCUCUACAGGGGCUGAGCCUGAAUGGCCACCUUCUGCAGGCCGAGCUGGCCAAGAGCCAGCGCCGCAGCAAGAGGCCCGGCCCGGCCAAUCGGAAAGCCAGACCCGCACCGGCGUCUGACGCAGAGGCGGUGGAUUCCAAGAGUGACGUCCACGAGCACGACUGAGUAGUAAAAGCAGAAGAAUAAGUGCGCUAACCUUGAAAUGCCUUAUAACAAUUUGGUUUGGUUUACGUGUAUGUAUAUAUAUAUAUAUAUAUAUAUAUAUAUAUAUAUAUAUAUAAUAUAUACAUAUACACAUAAAAUUGAUUACAGUAGGGCCACAAUUUUAUAUAACAAAUUUUGUAUAACAUAACAUUUAAACAAAUUAUGCAACAAUAGCUAAAUGUGAAAAGUCCUUUUUCCCCCCCUUUUUAGUUUAAUAACUAAAAUGCACAAACAGCAUGGUAGCUUAGUGGUGAGCACAUCUGCCUCCCAUUUGAGAGGUUCUGGGUUUGAAUCCCAGCCAGCGUGGAGUUGACCUGUUCUUUCGAUGCUUUUGUUUGGUUUUCUUUGGGUGUUUCUGGCUUUAGCCCACGCUCCAAAAAGGUGUUGGGUUUAAUGGGCUUUCCUUACCCAGUCCCAAACACCCUGCUGGUGAUCUCCACAUGGCUCUGGGCCAAAGGUCUGCAAACAGCACCACCGUGUGGCCAGAUCUUGCCAGAACGCGUUCUUUGCUUUUCUUCCACCUCCCCACUUUUCCAGCUCGAGUGUUUGGGCAUCCAGUGCAAGAGCUGGGUCAGAAAAUAUGCCUUUACAAGCAUACCGCUGCUCAGUUUGGAGUGAUAAUUUUAUAUCCAUAAUCUUGGUUGUAGUUUUGCAUUCAAAUAAAAGAAUCCACUCUGGAUAUUGUUAAGCAGUUUUACACCACUCCAAAAUAGGGCCUCCAGUUAUUGAUUUAAAAAUGUGUUAAAUCACUGACUUUAGGAGGACUUUGGUUUUAUGUGGACAUUAUAGCUCUUUAUUUAUUUAUUGGGUCUCGGAUUCAUGCUUAAUGUGGCCAGCGUGUCAUUAUUUUAUUAUCAGACUCACACACAAACGCAUUACAAUGUAUAUCUGCAAUGUAAUUAACAUAAGUAACAAAAGAAUGUCCACAGCUCAUCUGCCUGAAGGGAUUCAGUUGAAUAUAAAUGAAUAUUAGAUUAUAUCCCCAGAUCGCAACUGUUGCAAUAAAUUGUAUCAUAUUGUUUGUUAAAUCGGACUCUUCUUUUCUCCCAAGGGUUCACCAAAUUGAUAACAUUUUCGCAAUCGAACCUAAUUUUGCUAUACCAAAGAUUUGUUGAGACAGCUUCAUACGGCUUCUCCCC